AUGAACAAUCCACCUCAAAUAUUAAUUGAACCGAUAGUUGCAGAAAGGGAUAUAACAGAAUUAGCUGAAAAAGUGGAAGAUGCAAGAUCCCUAACAGUUCCAUUUUCCAAAUUUCUUAUUGACGGUGAUAAUGAUGUAGCCAAUGAUACUGUUAUUGUUGAUGGACAUAAUGAUAAUUCACCCUACAAUUCAAAAGAAGUCUACUUAAAUUUCUAUGAAAAUUAUUUUAACAGUUUGGAACACUCUUCCAGUUUUGGACAGACUAUCAUUGGAAAAAUAUUUAUUACACCAAUUAACAAAAAUCCUAUAGAUAACGAUCAAGAAAAACAAUUGGUUUGGGUACAAAUUUAUCAGAAAUCCAGUUCACUUUCAUCAAAAUUGAAUUCACAAAAUGUAGACAUUCCAUCGCUUGUGAUAUUGUUAAAGUCAAAGACAAAUCCACGAAAUUCUCAGUUCAUACCUGACUUUUGUUCUCCUCCCUAUAUGCGUUUAAAUGUAAAGCACACACGUUCGCGUCAGAUUGAUGAAAAACGCUUUCAAAUAUAUACAAGAUGCGGUGAAGGCAUAACUAUACAAGCAGAAACAGCCGACGAGAACUCUGUGAACUUUUGGUUAUCUGUUUUUAAUCAAAAUACAUUAUGCACUGGUCCUUUAGAAGGUUUACGAACUGUAGUACCUAAACCUCAUUCCGCACCGAAUUCACCAAGGCGAACAAGACGACGUGACAAUCUUCCCAUAAACUAUACCACUGACACUGUCAGUAACAAUAACAAUAAUAAUAAUAAUAGCAGCAAUUUAUUAAACAAAACACUAGGAAACUCCUUAUCACGUACAUGUGUAUUCGAAACAUUAAGUGAAGUUCAAGAAAUUGAAAGUGAGGUGUAG
This is a messenger RNA of Trichobilharzia regenti, 885 nucleotides long. Lineage: Eukaryota; Metazoa; Platyhelminthes; Trematoda; Strigeidida; Schistosomatidae. The record is from the annotation of a GenBank genome assembly.